This is a messenger RNA of Hyphopichia burtonii NRRL Y-1933, 1278 nucleotides long. Its product is annotated as NAD(P)-binding protein. Lineage: Eukaryota; Fungi; Ascomycota; Pichiomycetes; Serinales; Debaryomycetaceae. The record is from RefSeq and is a predicted model, not a curated record. The transcript has a single exon. Bases 350 to 1117 code for a protein of 255 amino acids. Gene Ontology annotation, molecular function: oxidoreductase activity.
GUACAUUUGAAUCGUGCGAAACAAUUAGAUUUCUGCCGUAAGAACCUCGCCUUCACUUAGGGUUUAGGGGCUAAUUCUUAACUCUAAUGCCCACGAAUAGGGAUAGAGACUGCGAUUGGCUCAUCAAUGGUUUUCAAUAAUAAGCUUCGAGCUACAAUGGCACUAACAAAGGUCUUGUUUGGUUUUGUGUUCAAUUCUAUAAAAUCGUCUGGAGCUUAAAGAUCGGUUUCUCGUCCGAGAUGCGGUUGCAAAUUUCAUAGUGUUAGAGUUGAUAAUACCAAAAGAUAUAUAAAUAGCUUGAAUAUUCCUUUGGCUGCAUUAUUUCUGUUUCAUUGUAAACUAGUUAAAUAUGGUUGUUACAUAUUUCAUUACUGGUGCUAAUCGUGGGAUUGGGUUUGGAUUUGCUAAACAACUUUCUGCUGAUUCAAAUAAUGUUGUUAUUGCCACCACCCGUUCUUUUGCUAAUGCUGCUGCUUUGAUUGAAUUGAAUCGCUCCAAUCUCCACAUCAUUGAAUAUGACAUUACCUCUCCAUUGGAAAAAAUGAAGCAAGAUUUGUUGCCUCUUGAAAAAUACGCUCCAAAUGGUGUUGACGUUGUAAUCCUGAAUGCUGGUAUUGGUAUAGAUUAUCUGAAAACUAUUCUCCAAACCACUGAAGAAGAAAUGAGAGAACACUAUGCGGUCAAUAGCAUUGGAGCAGUGAAAGUUUACCAAUCAAUCUUUCCUUACUGGUCUCAAAAGGCUAACCCUGAAACCGCUAAGAAAUAUAUCUUUAUUAGCACUUUUGUCAGUUUGGUUCACAAUUACUUUCCAUCUUUGACUUCGCAUUAUGGUUCUUCGAAAGCAGCUUUAAACUUUGUUGCAAGACAUAUGGCUUUCGACCAUACUUCUUCUGACUUAGAUCAUAUCAAGAAUUCUAUUAUUGCUUCAUUCCAUCCUGGUCUUGUUGAAACUGAUUUUACUGCACCCUUCUUUAGCCAAGUUAAUAAAGCAGAUCUUCCUUUCCCAGUUUUCAGUCCUGAAGAAGCGGUAAAAAAUGUCCUUACUGUUGUUAAUGGUCUUAAAAAAGACGAUAAUGAUACUUUUUUCAAUUAUGAUGGUACCAAAGUUUCUUGGUGAGAUCCUUUAUUUAAAUUUUACUCUAAAUAUAUAUUUCAUUUCUCUAACUUAGUCAGAGAUGUAAAUUUAUCUUCGAUUUGGAGCUCCAUUGAAUUCAAGUUUGGUCACUGAGUAUACAAUAAGGAACUGGCAAUAGUUCUUAUUUAGCAUUUCCAUUUGGC